AUGGCAACAGUUUCAUGCUCAUUGCUGAACCUUCCCUCCAAAAUGAGAGGCCUAACCCUAAUUUCAUCUUCUUCCACUUCAAAUUCCGUUUCUCUAAGUUUCUCCCGCAACAUUUCUCACACCAACUUUUCACAAGAUAGGUUGUCGCUGAGUACGGUACAGAGGCGCGGCGUUGUAGUUUGCGAGGCGGCUCCUCAAAAGGUUGAUUCCGCAAUUAAGAGAGCUCGACAAGCCGAGAAACGUCGCAUUUAUAACAAAGCUCGUAAGUCAGAGAUAAGAACACGCACCAAGAGGGUUUUGGAAACACUAGAUUUGCUCAAAAAGAAAUCUGAUGCUCAACGGGAAGAAAUCCUCUCAAUUGAGAAGAUGAUUGGAGAGACAUACUCUGUAAUUGACAAAGCAGUGAAAGUGGGCACAUUGCAUAGAAACACCGGAGCAAAUCGCAAGUCUCGGCUUGCCAGAAGAAAGAGGGCAAUAGAAAUUCAUCAUGGUUGGUAUACUCCUGUCCCUCAAGAAAGUGCCUGA
Molecule: messenger RNA, 525 nt
Organism: Lathyrus sativus (Indian pea)
Lineage: Eukaryota; Viridiplantae; Streptophyta; Magnoliopsida; Fabales; Fabaceae
Source: the annotation of a GenBank genome assembly